Molecule: messenger RNA, 1595 nt
Organism: Antechinus flavipes (yellow-footed antechinus)
Lineage: Eukaryota; Metazoa; Chordata; Mammalia; Dasyuromorphia; Dasyuridae
Gene: CHAC1
Product: ChaC glutathione specific gamma-glutamylcyclotransferase 1
Exons: 3
Coding region: 7-675 (222 amino acids)
Biological process (GO): glutathione catabolic process
Cellular component (GO): cytoplasm
Molecular function (GO): glutathione specific gamma-glutamylcyclotransferase activity; gamma-glutamylcyclotransferase activity
Source: RefSeq, a predicted model, not a curated record
GGCAUCAUGAAGGAGGAACCGCCGACCCAGAGGACCCCACCCGCCUCGCCCACCCUGUCCUUGUCCUUGCAGCCCCCCAAGGAGGACAGCGACCCCCCAGCACUCUGGAUUUUCGGCUACGGUUCCUUAGUAUGGAGACCAGACUUCGACUACAGCAACAGUCGUGUGGGUUUCGUCCGCGGGUACAGCCGCCGUUUCUGGCAAGGGGACACCUUCCAUCGGGGCAGCGACAAGAUGCCUGGUCGGGUAGUGACCCUUUUGGAGGAUCAUGAGGGCUGCACAUGGGGUGUGGCAUACGAGGUGCGUGGGGAGCAGAUCAGUGAAGCACUUAAGUAUCUGGACGUCCGGGAAGCUGUGUUAGGGGGCUAUGACACCAAGGUGGUGACCUUCUACCCCCAGGAUGCCCCAGAGCAGCCCCUACGGGCCCUGGCCUAUGUGGCUACCCCACAGAACCCUGGUUACCUGGGGCCAGCUCCAGAGGAAGACAUCGCCACUCAGAUCCUGGCCUGUAGUGGCCGUUCUGGCCACAACCUGGAGUACUUGCUCCGUCUGGCAGACUUCAUUCGGCUGUGUGGACCCCAGGCGCAGGAUGAGCACUUGGCAGCUAUUGUGGAUGCUGUGGGUGCCCUCCUGCCCUGCUUCUGCCCUUCUGGCCAGACGUUGGCCAUGGCCUAAGCUCGAGGGACCCAGCGCCCCUCUAACCACCAGGACGGGGUACGGACCGAACCUGACUGCGGGGAAUAACUUCUGUUCUUUCUCUCCUUCACCCUCCUUCUACCGUGGACUGACUUUUGGGGAGGUUGUUACCUGAGGAGGACUUUGCUGUAGGUGCUGUUGGUAGUCUCUCUUUUCAGGUCUCCUUGUACUGAAGGAACUCCUCUUCUUAUCUCCUCUUAAUGCACCUCCUCCUAGACAAUCUCCCCUUUCCCCCCUCAUUCCUCAUCCCAUUCACUGGUACGUGACUUGAAAAUAUAUUUAUUGCACCUUGAUGGUGUGGUGGGUAUGGGCAACAAACUCAUCUAAGAAGCCCUGCUGAGCAGGGCCAGACUCAUCCUCUGGAGCAGAGGGCCUUGGAACUGCUCAGGAGCCCUUUUGGCCAAACCUCUCUCCUCUCCCCCCAUCCUUGCUGCUGCUAUCACCAGGUUACCCAGCCUGGGCCCCUUUUUGGGGGGAAGGGAAAACCCAGGGAUUUUGAAGCCCCUUCUCAUGUUGCCUAAUCACCCUUGUCCAAACUGAGCCCAAGACCUGUCUGCCAAAGUCGGACACUAAAUACAGGUGAGGUGACCCGGAGGUGAGCCAAGGAGAGAGGGGUUCCUGGGUUCACCUGCCUCACUGAGCCUGGGAGCUGUGACUGCCAUGCAGGAAGACAUACUAUCCAUGUUCUUAGAGCCAAGACUGCUGUGGACCAGCUGCUGGCAUCUGUCCGUCAGCGCGGCCUAUCUCUGUCUGUCUGUACUUGUCCAUCAGGCUCUUUCUUGUAAGGGAGAAGGGCCCUACUUGUCCGUUUGUUGGUGUCUCUAUUUCUGGGAAGCUCACUGUUGCUGACUGGUGUCUUUUCUUGUCUGUCCACUACAUAUAAAGUAGCCCAUUAUUCA